GCCAGUACUUGUAUGCUCGUGCUUGUCUUGAGGGAUCCUAUUAUUCUCCAGAAGAGGGAAAGGAAUAUCUUAAAAUGGCAGCACUUAAAAAUGGUGAUCCUGAUGCACUAUACAUGGUUUCUCAACUUUUCUUGAAUGGAGAACAUGGCUAUAAAAUUAAUGAAAAUAAAUAUAUGGAAUAUUUGAAAAAGGCAGCAGAAAAAGGCUCAAAGGAAGCAAAAAAAGAACUUAAAAAAAUUAACUAA
Molecule: messenger RNA, 245 nt
Organism: Dentiscutata heterogama
Lineage: Eukaryota; Fungi; Glomeromycota; Glomeromycetes; Diversisporales; Gigasporaceae
Source: the annotation of a GenBank genome assembly